AUGGGUAACGACAAGAAGGUUGGCGCAUACUAUGCGCCAACGGGAGGCUUGCCGCCGCAGACGCAGCUCCUCACCGACCGCGCAAUGUUCACCGAGGCCUACGCCGUGAUUCCCAAGGGCACCUUCAGCGACAUUGUGACCAGUUUCCUCCCGUUCUGGGAGAAGACGCGAUUGUGGGUGAUUGCGCGUCCGCUGUCCGGCUUCGCAGAGACCUUCUCGCAGUAUAUCAUGGAAGUGCAGGCUGGCGGUGGGAGUGACCGAGCCGAGUUGGACGAGGGGGCCGAGGGCGUCAUCUUCGUGGUCGAGGGUGAAGUCACCAUCACAUUGGACGGUGCCUCACACACUCUCACCGAGGGUGGAUAUGCCUAUCUCCCCUGCAAGAGCGGCUGGACGCUACGAAACAACGGCUCGUCAACGGCCCGAUUCCACUGGGUGCGGAAAACGUACGAAGCGAUCGACGGGCUCGAGAAGCCUGACCCGCUCUUUUUGAAUGAAAAGGAUAUCAAACCUACCGAGAUGCCCGGGACGAAUGGAGCGUGGGCGACAACCCGGUUCGUGGACCCGUCUGAUAUGCGGCACGACAUGCAUUGCACCAUUGUGACUUUUGAGCCGGGCGGUGUCAUUCCUUUUGCCGAGACUCAUGUCAUGGAGCAUGGACUGUAUGUGUUGGAGGGUAAGGCCGUCUACCGGCUGAAUCAGGACUGGGUGGAGGUCGAGGCGGGUGAUUUCAUGUGGUUGCGUGCGUUUUGUCCGCAGGCCUGUUAUGCCGGUGGACCGGGCAAGUUCCGCUACUUACUCUAUAAGGAUGUGAAUCGCCAUAUGAAGCUGUCGCAUCAUUCUCGGCCCUAA
Molecule: messenger RNA, 849 nt
Organism: Penicillium oxalicum
Lineage: Eukaryota; Fungi; Ascomycota; Eurotiomycetes; Eurotiales; Aspergillaceae
Exons: 1
Coding region: 1-849 (282 amino acids)
Molecular function (GO): ureidoglycine aminohydrolase activity
Source: RefSeq, a predicted model, not a curated record